UUGCGUUUGAGAAAGAAAUUCUAAAAUAAUCAAUUCCAUUGAAACGUUCGAUUUGUCCAACGCUCCCUCAUAAAAUAAAUAAAUUUAUUAUUGAAAUUGAAAAUUAAAUUAAAUUUGCAUAAUCCCGAAUAUAUCGGAACAUUAAUGAAGCAUUUAAAUCAGUAAUUUAUUUCCCGAUUGUUACCAAAAGGUACGAUUCAUAGGAUUUUUCGGAAUGUAAUUGUUCAAGUCGAAAAUAUUUCGUACUAUUAAUCUUCGCGGCCGAUCAUUGCGCGACUUAUUCCAUUGGAAACAUAAGAUUUUCGUUAAUUAACGUCAUUUAAUCGUCGUAUAUCGAAUUAACGAAAAAGAAAAAGAAAAAAAAACAUUUCUAUCCCAUUGGCGCUCUAUUCCUCGUUGUUUCACGCACAUUGACGCACCUGGUGCGCGCGUGGUGCGUGCAACGAACGUUUCUCGCGAUGGUGCGUUGACCCUGCCCUGUCUCCCGCGCCAGAAACUCUUGCCGGAAAAAAAAGAAAAUUUUUUUAUCGUCGACAGAUAAGCCAAUGGAAACCUUGAAAAAAAUAUUACGUUCCCGACGCGGAAGUAACGAUAAACGAAAAUGCAUAAUAGAACAUAAAAAGAACAUAAUAAUAAUUAUCGCAAAGAUGUAGGGAGGGAGAAAAAAGAAAGAAAGAAAGAGAGAGAGAGAGAGAGAGAGAGAGAGAGAGAGAGGGACAAAGGAAAGAUAACGCACCUGUUUUUCUUGUGAUUUUCCAAGUCCAGCAACGAGCAACAGGAAGACAAUUAGUCGAUCAAACGAAGUCACUCGUUCCGUUCUCACUGUAUCUAUUUUUCUUGUCCACUGUAUUAUUCUUCGAUAUCAUACGAAAAGAAAAAUGCAGGUAAUCUUAUUCAAUGAGUCUAAAGGUGAGUGCAUUGUAGCUUUGAUUAUAGAAUCUAUCGUGUAUGUAACGAGACGUGCGAAUGGACGGACGGACGAACGUACAUACGUAUAAUUACUCAUGAAAUAAAGAACGAAGAAAAGAAGGGACAAAAAUAAAACAAACAAAAAAAGAAAUUAGAAAGAAAUGAAAUAACGAGCGAAAGGAAAAGCUUUUAACGCUUUCCUCUCCUUCUUGUAUCGCAAACGUACACGACGAUGCGCACCGGCGUCCUCGACGAAUACAACCGAGCCGUGGUUCGAAUGGAACUGAAAGGAGCGAGAGAGAACGUUUGAGAAUUGAGCGUGGCUGAAUUUCCGGACGCAGGGAGGCGCGCCGGUCAGUAUCAGCCACAGGUUGCGCUCCUCUCGUUCACGCAGGCCAGGCAUCUUCGUGGCCUGAUCCUUCGAAAGGAGGGAUACAGAAUUUACCUUAAAGAAAUUUCUGACAUCGUCCCAAUAUGCCAAGAUGGAUUCGAUGAGUUUUCACGGUGGUGUUAGCGAAACGAUUCUGUUCAAAGGAUGGCGAACAACCGAUUGGAUUGGCAUGGGUGGUUCCAUGAUCGGAAUUAUUCUGCUUACGAUGAUUUACGAAGGGCUAAAAAGUUAUCGUGAUCAUCUUUUUAAUUAUACAGCAUUGGUGAGCAAGAAUAUAAAAAAGACGAGGAUACAGAUGAUCUUUUCCAUGGUCCAUCUGGUUCAAGUGAUAUUACAUGUUUGCCAAAUGAUAAUAGGAUAUUUUUUAAUGCUCAUAUUUAUGACUUUUAAUGUCUGGUUGUGCAUCGCCGUGAUAAUUGGAACAGCGUUCGGUUAUUGGCUCUUCUCUUGGAAAAAAUUAAACAGUGACAAUGUAGAUUGUUGUUCGUGAUAAAACAAUUAUUUUCUAACUAACACCAUAAUUUAAUUGCAAUUAUUUCUACUAAUUAUUAUUUAUAUUAUUUCAUUAUUAUGUAAUGUUAUUAAAUAUUAAUGAUUCAUUUAAUAAUACAC
Molecule: messenger RNA, 1912 nt
Organism: Vespa velutina
Lineage: Eukaryota; Metazoa; Arthropoda; Insecta; Hymenoptera; Vespidae
Product: high affinity copper uptake protein 1-like
Exons: 5
Coding region: 1392-1790 (132 amino acids)
Biological process (GO): copper ion transmembrane transport
Cellular component (GO): membrane
Molecular function (GO): copper ion transmembrane transporter activity
Source: RefSeq, a predicted model, not a curated record